AUCGAAUAUAACAGCUGAUUUAUUGUUUUGUAAUAUUGCAGGCGGCUGCAAACGAUUGAAAAGUUGAAGCUCUAACAGAAAACCAAUCGAACCCGCCAGUGACAGCGACCGCGAAAGUUGGAAAACGAAAGCACGCCGAAAUCUAGAGAACCGGCUAGGCGAAAACACUGCCAAUCACCAGAAAGAUGAGUUUCCCGGACAAAGCGGAGCGCACCAAGUGCUGGAGCAACCGAGAUGAGUACUGGAAGUGUCUGGACGAGCAUGCUCCAAAGCACAGCUCCACCAGCGGGGAAAAAGUACCCUCCGCCUGUCAGAACCUCCGCAAGUUAUUUGAGCAAUCCUGUCCUGGUCAGUGGGUCAAGCAUUUUGAUCGCAAGCGAACCUAUGAGCAGUUUAAGGAGAAGAUGGCCCAGGGCUAUGAUCCCCUCGAGGAGCGUACUAAGGGCGAGAAGCAGACCAAGUGAUCCUGAUCCGGUCCAGGAUUGCAGGAGCACCCGGAGGUAUUCAGUCAUCAUCGGUGUUUUUGUACUGUUGUAGGGUAGUGUAAAUAAAAAACCCAUCUAGCUAUAUGACUACAAA
This is a messenger RNA of Drosophila eugracilis, 579 nucleotides long. Its product is annotated as cytochrome c oxidase assembly factor 6 homolog. NCBI's taxonomy places the organism in Eukaryota, Metazoa, Arthropoda, Insecta, Diptera, Drosophilidae. Gene Ontology annotation, biological process: respiratory chain complex IV assembly. The transcript is spliced from 2 exons. Gene Ontology annotation, cellular component: mitochondrion; respiratory chain complex IV. Bases 186 to 464 code for a protein of 92 amino acids. The record is from RefSeq and is a predicted model, not a curated record.